This is a messenger RNA of Cokeromyces recurvatus, 990 nucleotides long. RefSeq lists its product as uncharacterized. Gene Ontology annotation, molecular function: protein dimerization activity; DNA-binding transcription factor activity, RNA polymerase II-specific; RNA polymerase II cis-regulatory region sequence-specific DNA binding. The record is from RefSeq and is a predicted model, not a curated record. Lineage: Eukaryota; Fungi; Mucoromycota; Mucoromycetes; Mucorales; Mucoraceae. The coding region runs from base 31 to 960 and encodes 309 amino acids. The transcript is spliced from 5 exons. Gene Ontology annotation, biological process: positive regulation of transcription by RNA polymerase II.
AAAAAAAAAAAAAAAGGGGAAAAAAUAAAUAUGUUACCUGCAGGACAAAAGAGACAAAAUGAACAUAUAGAUCAAGAUGAGUCUGAAGAUGAUGAAACUAAACCCUCUAAACGUAAUGGACGAAGAAAGAUUAAGAUUGAAUACAUUGAAGAUAAGAAUAAAAGGCACAUUACCUUUUCAAAACGUAAAUCUGGUAUUAUGAAAAAGGCAUACGAGUUAAGCACAUUAACUGGAACACAAGUGUUAUUAUUAGUUGUUUCAGAAACAGGACUAGUGUACACAUUUACAACAACUAAACUGCAACCUAUUGUCACUAAGCCUGAAGGAAAAAACCUUAUUCAAGCCUGUUUAAAUACGCCCGACCCAGCUGUACCCGAAAUGGAAUCGGAUACUAAAUUGGAAAAAGAGAAUAAUUUUAAUGAGCCAACAAGUAGUAGCAGCAGCAGCACAACGAAUGUUCCCGUUCUAAAUCGUGUUCAUGAAGAUACCAAAAACCAUCAAUUAUCUCCUCAACCAACAGCUUCAUCUCAUAGUCCCAUGAUACAACAGACUUCGCCCAAUACUACUGCCAUUAGAUCUAAUAUGGUACCAACAAGUACCAAUACAUCAAAUAUGCAUAUAAAUCAAGCAACAGUAAAUUAUUCCCAGCCACAACCACAAAUCACAAUGCCUCCUUAUAAUCAACACAGAUAUCAUCCUGGUUAUGGAAACAAUACUAUGCCACAGCCAUCAUUUCCAUCUUAUCCUAGUAAUAAUAAUGCUCCUCAACAGCCUUCUUAUUACCAAACUGCAUCUCAACAACAGCAAUCAUACGGCUCCAUCUCACAGCAACCACCUUCAAGUCUUGGUGGCUAUUGGCCCUACAAUAAUCCUCAACAACAACAACAACAACCUCCAUCAAAUAAUAAUACCAUCUUGAAUCCAUCUCCAGCACAUCCUCUUAAACAAGAUCGUUCAUAACUUAAUAAUGAUAAUAAAAAAAAAAAAAAA